This is a messenger RNA of Paramuricea clavata, 803 nucleotides long. NCBI's taxonomy places the organism in Eukaryota, Metazoa, Cnidaria, Anthozoa, Malacalcyonacea, Plexauridae. The record is from the annotation of a GenBank genome assembly.
AUGGAAUCACAAGGUUUCUAUGACCCCCCUGCUAAGCGUAAACUAAACCGCAAUUCUGAAGCAAAGAAAGUAACUAAGAGUAAGACAAAACUGUUUGAGUGUUCCGUUGUUGGCUGUGAAGACGCCUUUGAAACAUUUGCGCAAUUACAGCUUCACCUGGACGUCAGCAAACACAACAUCGGACGAGUGAAUCAGUACGAUCAGAUAAAACGAGACUUGGCACUCAAAUUUUCAUCCGUAGACGUCACAAAUGCCAAAAGCAGCUACUCAUCUGAUUUUAGUGAGAGACAAAGAUCUCAGGAAAGCAGUACCGCAAGCUCAAGGCUACAAAAAGGAUUUGCCCUUAGCAAACCUAGAAGCAACGUCAGGUUUUCACAGAAAGUUAAAGAUUAUCUAACUGCACGGUUUAACCUUGGUGAAAGAACCGGAAGAAAAACUGACCCUACUCAAGUUGUAUCGGACAUGAGAAGUGCCAAAGAUGAGUCUAACGAACGUCUUUUUACCAGGACGGAGUGGUUGACCAAGAUCCAAAUACAAGGCUUCUCUUCACGGCUAGCAACAGCGCGUCGCAAACAACAGGGUCUCAUUGGGCUAUCAGAAGAUCAAGAAGAAGAUGUUCUAUGCUUACAGGAGGAAUCUGAGCGACAGAAUCUUAUGAAAUUGCUUAAUCAGCAAAUAAAUGUUUCUCAUCCAAUUUGCUACGAUACACUGCAUGAAAAGCGACGUAUUCCGAGGUAUUCACAUGUCUAUACGGGUUAGAAGAAAACGCAUAUUGCAACAGUAUUCUGACGUGGAAUAUUAGU